This is a messenger RNA of Crotalus tigris (Tiger rattlesnake), 5288 nucleotides long. RefSeq names its product pleckstrin homology domain containing B1 (gene PLEKHB1). The transcript has 7 exons. Lineage: Eukaryota; Metazoa; Chordata; Lepidosauria; Squamata; Viperidae. The record is from RefSeq and is a predicted model, not a curated record. Bases 191 to 763 code for a protein of 190 amino acids. Gene Ontology annotation, cellular component: membrane. Gene Ontology annotation, biological process: regulation of cell differentiation.
CAGCCAUAACUCCCGGCAGGCCGUGUCAAACGCCAGCUGGCAGGCGCGGAGGGGAGGCCAGCUCCGCCGACGCUUGCAGCUCCGUGGCGGGUCUGCCGGGGACGGAGGCGGCGGAGGAAGCCGUAGCGCAGCCCGCUCUAGGGCUCCCGAGCCCAGAUAUUUCUGUGGAGAAAAAAAGACUUGGCAAAAGAUGGCUCUAUUGAAAUGCGGCUGGCUCUGGAGACAGAGUUCUAUUCUGCGACGCUGGAAAAGGAACUGGUUCGUGCUGUGGGCGGACGGCAGCCUCGUCUACUACCAAGAUGAUACCGGCCGCGAAAUGGACGGAAGAAUUAACAUCAGAUCCAAUUGCCGAGACGUCAGGACAGGCCGCGAAUGCCGUGAUAUCCAGCCUCCGGAAGGGAAAACCCGGGAGUGCCUGUUGUGCGUUGUGCAAAGGGCUGGGCCCAAGACCAUGCUGUGCGCUGAGAGCGAAGACGAUGCGUUAGCCUGGAAGAUGGCCAUUUUGGAAGCGAAAGCAACCCAGGUUCACCUCUACGACCCUUACGAUGACUACUACCAAACGGUACCCCUGGACUCGUACCAGGCGAUGUACGUCAGCUCGGAUUAUCACGGCCACUCGUAUAUCGCCCCUGGAACGACGCACGUCAUCAUCCGCGAAGACCCCCACCGCGUGUCCGGAGAUCAGAUGGCCCUGGGCCUCCUCGCCGGAGCAGCCACGGGCGCCGCUUUGGGCUCGUUCAUGUGGAUGCCUUGUUGGUUCUGACCCUCUGCUUUUUGGUAGACCGGCCAGCCCGGCCUGGCUGACCCCCUCCCCUUCUUUUUUCCAGGCAAGACCCCCCCUAUUUCGAAAGCAAAGAGGGAAAAACCGACGGGUCUCUUGGCACAUAGACUCCCGGGAAUUCUGCAAGAUUUUUGGGAAGGUUUUUAAGCACCUGCUGUGUUAACAGUAACUUAGUUCCCAUGUUGCACUGCUAGGCACUCCCUGGUUCAUUUUAAGACUCCCGGGGGCAGAUCUAGGGCUAGUUAGGAGGCCGCUGACCCUGCCCCAAGUCUAUAGGUCAGCAUUUGGUUUGAGAAAGCUGUAGUAGGGUUAUGUAGGAGGAACCACCAGCUUGGAAAUCCAUUCUAGACACUCUCAUAAAAUCCCUUUCUGCACUAGCCAUGUUCCUGUAACCUCCUUAGCCAAGGUGGAAUCCCAGUUAAGUCUUUUUUUUUUUGCAGCUCAGGGCUGAGUCUUAAUGGGUUUUCCGUAACCAGGUUCGGCGUGUUGUGUAUGUGUAUGCGGCUUCCCUUUGGGAUGUCCGGCUUGUUGGAUUCGCAAGCGAAAUGGUGCCUCGCGCAAUGUCCUUGCAGUGGCGCGUUCUCAGCGUCUUCCUGCUCAGAUCAUGUGUCUUGGCUGUUCUUCUCCAGGGUAGUGCCCCCCCUUUCCACCAGGGUACGAUCAGAAAAGUCCAGAUGGGGCCACAACGGUGCAACAGAAACUUCGUUAAGUUUUUUGUGGCUGCACAUUACAAAAAAAACCCCAGAUUUAACUGCAUCACUGAGUGGAAUAUUGGAUCAUUAUUAUUUUUUUUACACCAUAGGAAAUUGUGUUAAGUUUUUGUGGCUGCACAUUACAAAAAAAAAAACAACCCAGAUUUAACUGCAUCGCUGAGCGGAAUAUUGGAUCAUUAUUAUUUUUUUUACACCAUACCCUGUGGGUACAAUUCCUUUGCCCGCCCUUUUUGGCCACCUUCCUAUUUCCUCCACUUCUUAUGUUAGAAGAUCUCCAAGUUAUGUGAAGUUACUGCAUCCUGGUCCCUGAGGUAGCUACCGCAGCUCCUGUCCUGCCUUCUUGGCCCCGUUGGCUGGGGAUAAUGGGCGCACACUACCAUAGGAAGGCUUGGAGAAAUAUGGUGCAAAACCGGAGCGAUCUCCAAUUGGUUUCCAAGCAGACGGGAAUCUCGCAGAGCUGUUUGUGGAUGCAUAAAGUCAUCCUUUUUCUAAAACAGGUUCAUCUCUGUGCAGGAGCAAAGUAGAUCCUUCCCAGAGCGCUUUUGAGAAAGAAUUGUGGGUAAACAUGAGGGGGAAAACUUUCAUUUCUCACACACCAAAAUUUUACUUAGGGUUAUUCCCGUGUCUGCCACAAAGAUCUCUCCCCCCCACCAGGUGCUGGUUCAUCCUUGGAAGGCGUGCAAACACAGCCUUCGCACAGACCCUUUUGUGGGGUUGGCGCAGCUAAAUGACUGAAACACUGCCAGGUCAGCACAAGAGAGAUUUCUGGGCCAAAAAAAACCUGCACAAAAGUCACAAUUGCUAGCAGUAACAUGGCUGUUGAGUCACACCCCAGUAAAUACUUAUAAUAAUAAAGUUGGAAGGGACCUUGGAGGUCACCUAGUCCAAUCCCCUGCUCAGGCAGGAAACCCUAUACCAUUUCGAACAAAUGGCUGUCCAGUCUCUCCUUAAAAACUUCCAGUGUUGGAGCAGUCGCCGCUUCUGGAGGCAGGUGGUUCCACUGGUUAAUUGUUCUUGCCAGACCGCUCCUGGUUGUAAGGGUUACUUUACCCUCGUUUCCAGAUGAACUGAUCGCUUUCUUUACAGCAGUGACCAAUUUUUUUUUUUUUUUAGGGAAAAAAAGAAAAAAAAUCUUACCAAAGGCAAAAUUGAAUCCUGCAAAUAUAUAUAUCCAAAUUUCUUUUUCUGACAAAGAGUUAAAGAAUUAAAUUAAAUAUAUAUAUAAAUUCCCUAGUUGUUCAGAGGGAGCAUUUCCUGCACAUAUCCAUGCACACCGCGGAAUGAGAGUUGCACACGAAAUUUAGUCGAUUUGCAUUGGAAGAGAACGGCUCGCGUUUUAAAAGAAGCCACCGGGAAGCGGUGCCCACGGUUCUCGAUGGUCGUUUUUUUUUUUUUUUUAGCCAGUAGUGGCUUUCCUGGGGGUAUCCCAUCCCUGUGGCAGAGUCUGCUUCAGAUGGUGGGUUGGGGGCUUCCCAAGCAAGCCAGGAAGCGGGCCAGCCGGGCCUCCCCCUGUAGUCAUGUCAAAAACACACCUCGCUUCGCUUCUCUACGCACCACGCAGCCAUUCACAUCCCAGUUGUGUCUGUUAGUUUGCCGUUUGAUUCCAUCAAACGCUUGAAGCACUAAUAAUAAUAAUAAUGUAUAUUUUGGAAGAAAAGCUAUUUAAGGAUUAAAAACAAAAUGCUCUUCAACGCAGUGGCCGUUUUUUUUUUUCUGUUCUUCCGCAACAUCAGAUUGCAAUCUUGUAGUUUUUUUCCCUUCUGGCUUGGCUGGGUGCCAAUCAGCUGCUAAGCAGUACCUGUUGAAUAUCCACUUUUUUCUCAAGAGAGUAAAUAAGCAUUAUUAAGGCGAUGCAGGCUCCUAAAUUCAAAAGGCUGUUUUAGCCUUGGGCCUCUGCUCCCCCCCCCAAAUUGUAUUUAAAGUUCAUCUGCAUUUAACUUAAUUAGGGAGCAUGAGAGCCUAGUGGGGGGGGGGAAGUACCAGGAUUGUCAUUUACACGUGUGUUUAAGAGAAGAAAGGAAAUUGUCUUUAUUUUCCAAUUAGUUCCUCUCUCGGUAUGUAAAGAGCAGACUAAAUAAUAACAUUUGGCCUUCUGACAAGUUCAUAAAGCUGCUGCAUUCAGUCAACAGGUCUGCUGCUCAAGUAAUGUGAAAAAGCCACUCUUGAAACUGUAAUUUACAAAUGGUGGAUAAUGCACACACGCACACACACACAAAUUCCUGGUCGCAAAAAAGUAUUGCUGUGCAAAAUGCAGAAAAGGAAUGAAAAGGAGCAAAACAAAGAUGACACAAGAAAAAAAAAAAAAAAGGAACUAGCUAAAAUCUGGUUCACGACCGAAGGCGAAUCUACGUGUCCCGGGAUAACGCUGCAGGAGCCAAUCUGGGUGGGUCACCGGGACCAAAGGUUUUGUCUUCUGAGCUGCGUGCUCUGGGCUGUUGUGCGUGUGAUAUUUAUACGGAUGCCAGGUUGCAUGUGGCUUUUUAGAUGUUGUUUGGGGUGUUGGCUAAGCGGUUGUCUUGUUGUUUCCUUGUGCUGCCCAGCCCUCGCCUAAGUAAUUGAUAGGCUGGUGGUAAAUCAGACCGAUUGAAAGGGACCCAUUUCCCAGGCUGUUUUUGUACCUGCCCACCCAACAAUCUGAAUAGCUGCAAAUCUAGUUCACGCUUCACUGUACCCGUUUUUUUGUGAAGCAGCUUUACAAGUAGUCCUCAACCACCACAAUUAGGACCGGGAUUUCUGUCGUUGCGGUCGUAAGCAGAAUCAAGACCCCAUUUUUUAAUGUUGGUUAAGCGAAUCGCUUAACGACUAUGCUGGCUGGGGAAUUGUGCAAAUUGAAGUCUGCCCACCUUAAUGUGGGCAAGGUUGGGAAACUCCAGUCCUACUUGGGAGUUGCACACUCGCUUCCUGUUUGGAGGCCAAAGAAUGAGUGUGAUGCUCAGCUCCGGCGCCGAGUUCGAAACAAGCCAGAACUACCGAGGCCGGCGAUGGGGAAGGGAGCAGAAGCAAAAGAAACAAAAGGGAGAAACCUUUUUUUUCUCUCAUAGUGUUUUGAUUAGAUACUUUAUUGGAAGCAAAAAAUUCUGUGCAUGUUUUAAAAAUCUAACCCGUGUACACAUUUAGUUGCUCAAAGAACCCAAACCACGGAAAACUCAAAAAGUUAUUCAAAAGCAGCGAGAUGGGAUUCUUUUCUUUAAAUUUCCGCACACGUAGAGUAACGACGAUACAAGGAAGAGAAAAGAAAAAAGAAAAGAAAGUAGCCCAGUCUCUUUGAGUUUCUUUUCAGGAUUAAGUUCAUCGUCGGUUGCCGUAGUUUAAACAUUUAUUUCUAGACAUGCUACUUUGAAGAAGAAAAAAAAAAAAAAAAAAGGAAAAAAAAAUCACCUCUUCAAUAUUGCAUUAAAAGCAUCUGUAGGUCAAUCUGCCCUUUUAACAUGAGAUUAUGCAAAAUCACUGGAAACUCAAGUCAAAAGUAAUGAAUUUGCCAUUUUUGACUCCAACAAUGCAAAGGGGGGGAUUUUGCGUUGAGGCCUUUUCAAAAACCAGCCCUUGCAAGGAAAAAAGGGAGCGUUUCCCACAUCGCCCCUCCCUUCCACAAACUCUCCUGGCAAACAAUGUAUUUACAAUUGUGUUAAACUUCUGUAGCAACUUCACAAUGACUAGUACAGAUUAAGAGUGCACUUCUGCAGUGUGUGUGUGUGUGUGUGCACGCGCGUGUGUGAGACAGAAUAUGCAUGUCUGUGUUUCCUAAAUCGUGGAAUCUUGCAACAUUGCCAAAGCUUUAAAUGGAAAAAAAAAAA